This is a messenger RNA of Pyrgilauda ruficollis (rufous-necked snowfinch), 4090 nucleotides long. It is a transcript of the gene DCTN4, whose product is annotated as dynactin subunit 4. Lineage: Eukaryota; Metazoa; Chordata; Aves; Passeriformes; Passeridae. The transcript has 13 exons. The coding region runs from base 827 to 2209 and encodes 460 amino acids. Gene Ontology annotation, cellular component: dynactin complex. The record is from RefSeq and is a predicted model, not a curated record.
GCCGGCCACACUGGUUCUGGUGCUCGUUUGGGCGCUCCAGCAGCACACCGGGAGGGGUUUGCUGAUCCCAGCUGUGCCCUCUGCACACAGCAGAGCAUCCGCAGACCUCGUGCUUUCCUGCUGAUCCCACAGCACAGGAAUGUUCAUUCUUGUCAGGAUCCUGUCUUAGUGGACAUGAGACUGAGGAGAAACCACCUUUGGGGUGUGACAAGAUCACCCUCUCUGCUCUGCUGUGCUCUGGUGAGACCCACCUGAGCUGUGCCCAGCUCUGGGCCCCAGCGUGAGAAGGACACGGAGCUGCUGGGGUGACUCCAGAGGAGCCCGGAGAUGUUCCAAGGGCUGAGCUCCUCUGCUCGGGAGCCAGGCUGGGAAAACUGGAGAAGGCAAAGCUCGGGGAGACCUCAGAGCCCCUUGCAGUGCCUGAAGGGGCUCCAGGAGAGCUGGACAGGGACUGGGAACAAGGGCUCGGAGUGACGGGAUAAGAUGGAACUGCUUCCCACUGCCAGAGGGCAGGGACAGAGGGGAUACUGGGGAGAAGUCCUUCUCUGGGAGGGUGGCGAGCACUGGCACGGACCACCCGCGGCAGUGUCCAAGGCCGGGCUGGAGGGGCCCGGCAGCCCCAGGACCAGGAAGGUGUCGCUGCCACGGCAGGGAUGGCACUGGGCGACACUUGGUGACACUCGGCGGCACUGAGGGGCACUGAGGGGCCGGCCACGCCCCCUUGCUCGCCCCGCGGGCUCACGUGGUCAGGCAGGCGUGGUGACGUCAGCCGGAGGCGCGGUGGCGUCAGCCGGCGGCGGCGCGGCGGAGCCCGCCCUCGCCCAAGAUGGCGUCGCUGCUGCAAUCGGAGCGGGUGCUGUACCUGGUGCGCGGCGAGAAGGAGCUGCGGGCGCCGCUGCCGCAGCUGUACUUCUGCCGCUACUGCAGCGAGCUCCGCUCGCUCGAGUGCGUCUCGCACGAGGUUGACUCUCACUACUGCCCCAGCUGCCUGGAAAACAUGCCUUCAGCUGAAGCCAAGCUGAAAAAGAACAGGUGUGCCAACUGCUUUGACUGUCCCUGCUGCAUGCACACCCUUUCCACACGGGCCACGAGCAUCCCUGCGCCGCUGCCCGACGACCCGGCCAAGACCACCAUGAAGAAAGCUUAUUACCUGGCCUGUGGCUUCUGCCGCUGGACCUCCCGGGACGUGGGCAUGGCAGACAAGUCUGUUGCGAGUGGUGGCUGGCAGGAGCCGGAGAAUCCUCACACACAGAGGAUUAACAAACUGGUUGAGUACUACCAGCAGCUGGCUCAGAAGGAGAAGAUCGAGCGGGACAGGAGGAAGCUGGCGCGGCGCCGCAACUACGUUCCACUGGCCUUCUCGGAUAAAUACAGCCUUGGAACGAGGCUUCAGCGCCAGAGGCCCGGAGCUCCCAUCAGUGCCCUCGCUGGACUCUCCCUGAAAGAAGGAGAAGACCAGAAAGAGAUCAAGAUUGAGCCAGCUGAUGCAGUGGAAGAAGUGGAGCCUCUUCCUGAGGAUUACUACACAAGACCAAUCAAUUUGACAGAAGUGACGACUCUGCGCCAGCGCCUGCUGCAGCCUGACUUCCAGCCCAUCUGCGCUUCCCAGCUCUACCCACGUCACAAGCACCUCCUGAUCAAACGCUCGCUGCGCUGCCGGAAAUGUGAACAUAACCUGAGCAAACCAGAAUUCAAUCCAACAUCCAUCAAAUUCAAGAUCCAGCUGGUUGCUGUCAACUACAUCCCUGAAGUGAGAAUCAUGUCUAUUCCCAACCUGCGCUACAUGAAGGAGAGCCAAGUCCUUCUGACUCUGACUAAUCCUGUGGAGAACGUCACACAUGUGACAUUGCUGGAGUGUGAGGAGGGAGACCCUGAUAACAUCAACAGCACUGCCAAGGUGGCAGUUCCUCCCAAGGAGCUUAUUCUGGCUGGCAAAGAUGCUGCAGCAGAAUAUGAUGAGCUGGCAGAGCCUCAAGACUUCCAGGAUGACCCUGACAUAAUUGCCUUUAGAAAAGCCAAUAAGGUGGGAGUUUUCAUCAAGGUCACCCCACAGAAAGAAGAGGGCGAAGUGACCGUGAGUUUCAAGAUGAAGCACGAGUUCAAAAACCUCACUGCUCCCAUCCGGCCCAACGAGGAUGGUGACCACACCUCUGAGGUGAUCUGGCUCACCCAUCACGUGGAGCUCAGCCUCGGCCCCGUGCUCCCCUAGCGGCUCCCAGCGCUUGCUCCCGACGGCUGGAUGGACUGGCACCCUGAGAAAGCACCUGCUGAAAGGCUCUGCCAGAGCUGCUCUGUGAUGUGUGGGUGUGCCACGGGCCCGGCCAGCCGCCAGGAGGGGGCUGAGGCUGCCGUGGUUUGGGCUGGUUUGUUCUCUCUCCCCUUGUCGUAGUGCCCACUAACCACCACUCCACUUCCCCUCACUGCCACAGGCUAGAGUAACUUGCAGCACAUCUUAGAGCACAGGAAAAGAUCUCCCUCCAGGUUUGGCUUUAUCAACAGAUGGUUAGGGCUGAAUUUGGAUUUAUCAGCAGAAAAGAACCCGUACUGGUUUUUUCUCCAUGUCAGCCCACCAGCCUGAUGUUACAUACCCAAUAAUGAACAACUUCUCUUUCACACAGGGCAAUGCCCUUCCCAAACUAACAUUUUAAGGAGUGUCCCUGCCUUCUGCAUUCUGGCAAGCUACUGCCAGCAGCAUGAUCUUUUCUUUUGGUUUUCUGCCCCCUCAUAGGAUACCUCAACUGUGGGAGCUGGGCCAUAGAGCCCUACCCCUCUGGCACAUGUAGCUUGCUUAGCCGAGGUGGCAGAGGUUUUUUCACAAAGGAGUUGAUCAGUUUGCCUUUAAACUCUAAACAUAGUGUACUGUAGUGUUCAUGGAUCUGACUGGCAACCAAGCCUGCCAUCAGCCCGCUGCAUCUCAGCUGGAUGUGGCAGCAGGAUGUGCUGCAAGCUGGGAAUUCAGGUUCUGCUGCAGCUCUUGAUUGAGGCAGGGGGGCUCCAGAGAGGCUCCCUGGCAGACCUCAGCUCAGUAAAUGUUGUGUUGCUAGGGGUUGUAGCAAUGAGGGUAUGAAACCUGGAGAGUUAAGAUUAGUUCUGGUAAUUAUAAAGUUACAGUGGUGAUUUGGGUUCAUAAUCUUUGUUUUUCCAGUUAGCGCGGGUGGGAGGGAGGUGUAAAGGUGGAAACUCAUUAGAUGUUAACUACACACACUGUACCAGAAGGUCAUUUACCCAGGGUAUAAUUUGGCUGCAGUCCAAGCUAAAAUGGGUGAUUAAGAGCUGUGUAUCCAGGAGACUGAAUUACUGAGAAGUGCAUGGCUGGUGCAGGCAGGUGAGAUGGCUCUUCCUGCAGAGCAUUCCCACUUCAGAGGUUGACCUCUGUUAAACAUUUCUGAGGGGCUUUGACAUGCUGCUGUGCUGGGAAAGGCUUGGAAUACCAGCCAGCCAUGCUGUGUCAUGAUGCUUGUGCCAUGGCUCUGCCAAUCCUCUACAUGGAGGGGCAGGAUGAGGCUGCCUGCUGUCUGGGGGGUGCUGCAGCACCCCAAAACAUCUCCCUUAGCGCAAGGAGCCUGCCGUGGUGUGCUGGGGGGGCUCACAGCCCUGGUCCUGCAGCGGCUCUCAAAGCAGCGAGGCAUCACGUUUACAGCUCUGUGUAGGUGACACACAGAUGUACAGCAUGAGUUUGAGACUUGUAGUUAGUAGUUAAUGUGUAGUGCUAGUGCCUGCUGUGGCUUUCCCUGUCCAGAUAACAAAGCACUUCACCUCUGGCCACAACUUCUCGUGUUGAGUAGCCAAAACAGCUGCUGCACUUUGACACCACCACUAAAGACCUCCCAGGACCCAAGCCUGGAGCUGUGCCUGGGGCUGGGUUUGCUGCAGGCUGUGACCUGCGUCCUUCUCACUACAAACAGAAGGUGCACAGUAAUGUUCUGAGCGCUCGGACGAGCUCGGAGCUCUUCUCCCCUCCCUGCGGGUGCUCUAGGCCCUAGGAAAGGUAUUGGCGUGUCCCUGCCUCUGUCCCUGCUCCCCGACAGGCGCCUGUUGCCUUAUGCUUGACGUCGUGUAGUGACCUUCAAUAAACCACACGUGGCUCUCG